AGACAAUUAGUCCUUGAAAAGUGGAACAUUUCCAUUCGUCUGGAGAUUGGCGUGGCCUUGAACAACCCCCCAGCCCCCCAGGUCCCCUCUCCCACUCCCGCAAUCAGGACCCAGCAGCGUUAUCGUCUUCGUUAGUUACUCAGUGAUAGAUUGAUUCUCGAUUCUGGGCAUCUGGGUAUAACCAAAGUGCUGAAAUUGCUUCUAUUUUGAGUCGCAGUUUCGUGGGCAAUCCACGGGGUGCCCCUGUUUUCUUUGGGUUAGCGAUAGCAUAGCCACUGGGUUUAAGGGUCGGUACUCGUUGCACAGGAAGAAGGUCCAUUCUUAUUGCAUUUCUGGUUUGGGACAUGUGAGAAGUCAAUUGGUUAUCCUUUAGAGGAAGCUAUUAGACCAACUGGUUCUCCAACCGUUCGUGGGGAUAUGUUUAAUAGCUUGGUUCGUUGUAGGGUUCUAUCACAUUAGGGUGUCAUAUUGACUGGUAAUAUAUAAAAACAGGAAGAGGCUUCCAUGGCUGAUGCCAGUCCCAGGACUGAUAUCUCAACUGAUGGGGACACAGAUGAAAAGAACCAGCGGUCUGAUAGAGGCCAAGCUCUUAUUAUGGCUUCUGAUUCGAGUGACAGAUCAAAGGAUAAAACUGACCAAAAGACUCUUCGCAGACUAGCACAAAAUCGUGAGGCUGCUAGGAAAAGCCGAUUGAGGAAAAAAGCAUAUGUUCAACAACUAGAGAGCAGUCGUUUAAAGUUGACACAACUAGAGCAAGAGCUUCAGCGUGCUCGACAGCAGGGAAUUUUCAUAUCAAGCUCAGGUGACCAGACGCAUUCAAUGAGUGGAAAUGCAGGGGCCAUGGCAUUUGAUGCGGAAUAUGCUCGAUGGCUUGAAGAUAAAAACCGUCAAAUCAACGAACUGAGAUCAGCUGUUAAUUCUCAUGCAAGUGACCCCGAACUGCGUAUUAUCGUUGAUGGCAUCUUGGUUCACUAUGAUGAGCUUUUCAGGUUCAAGGGCAAUGCGGCAAAGGCUGAUGUUUUCCAUUUAUUAUCAGGCAUGUGGAAAACACCUGCAGAAAGAUGUUUUCUCUGGCUCGGGGGUUUUCGUUCAUCCGAGCUCCUAAAGCUUCUUGUAAGUCAAUUAGAGCCUCUAACAGAGCAGCAAUUGGUGGGAAUCACAAACUUGCAGCAAUCAUCACAGCAGGCAGAAGAUGCAUUAUCACAAGGGAUGGAGGCAUUGCAACAGUCCCUGGCAGAGACGUUAUUGAGCGGAUCUCUCGGUUCCUCGGGUUCAUCGGGGAAUGUUGCAAACUACAUGGGUCAAAUGGCCAUGGCCAUGGGUAAACUCGGGACCCUCGAAGGUUUUAUACGCCAAGCCGACAAUCUGCGACAACAGACGCUCCAACAAAUGCAUCGAAUAUUGACAACUCGUCAGUCUGCUCGUGCGCUCCUCGCCAUACACGACUACUUCUCCCGGCUACGAGCUCUUAGUUCGCUCUGGCUUGCUCGUCCAAGAGAGUAAGAGGAGCUUCUCGGUUUCCUUUUAACCAAAGUGAUAGUUCAUGGCGACAGUGCAGAGACAUCAGAAGAGCUCUGAAGGUAACAUCUUUUUGUAUCAUUCAUUGGCAAUGCCUUUCUUCUUGGAAUUCAGAUCUUUCACAGAAUAAUUUGUGUGUCAUUUGGUAUUUUAGGUGUUGUUCUUGUUACAUCUGUAUAAAUAUUGACACAAAGUGUUAACUCAUCCUCCAUUAUUUCUUGGUAAAUUAAUAAUAAUCCUAUUAAAAACAACGAA
Messenger RNA from Momordica charantia (bitter melon), 1773 nucleotides. RefSeq names its product transcription factor TGA6. Gene Ontology annotation, molecular function: sequence-specific DNA binding; DNA-binding transcription factor activity. Lineage: Eukaryota; Viridiplantae; Streptophyta; Magnoliopsida; Cucurbitales; Cucurbitaceae. Gene Ontology annotation, biological process: DNA-templated transcription; regulation of DNA-templated transcription. The record is from RefSeq and is a predicted model, not a curated record.